Penicillium waksmanii is the source of this 2790-nucleotide messenger RNA. Its product is annotated as La domain family. The transcript has 4 exons. The record is from RefSeq and is a predicted model, not a curated record. Bases 1 to 2790 code for a protein of 929 amino acids. Gene Ontology annotation, molecular function: RNA binding. Lineage: Eukaryota; Fungi; Ascomycota; Eurotiomycetes; Eurotiales; Aspergillaceae. Gene Ontology annotation, cellular component: cytosol; cytoplasmic stress granule. Gene Ontology annotation, biological process: positive regulation of translation.
AUGAGCACUUUCUCCUACGCGCAAGCCGCCAAGGGCCCCUCUGGAUCACCAGUACCAGCCAAGGCCACUCCCACAGACGUGCAAAGUACCGAACCCAAACCCGAGGAAUCGAGCAACGAUGCUACCGCUACGACGGAAUCAGUGACCCCCGCCUCCGAGAACGAGACACCGAAGGAAGUUGAGAAGCCCACACCGAGCGUGAAUAAGGACGAGGAAUUCACCACCGUCACUAGCAAGACCCGCUCGAAGGCCGUCCACUCGAGAACCUCUUCCCCAAGCGUCCGAUCCACAAAGGAGUCGAAGGAGGGUGAUUCUUCAAAUACCAAUGGCAAGACUGAUGCCUCGUCAGAGAAGAAGUCUCAGGACGCCAAGGCUGAGAAGUCUGAAAAUGGCACCGAGGGAUCCAAGGACAAAUCAGAGAAGUCUGAGAAGACUGAGAAGGCCGACAAGGCCGAGAAGAAUGAGAAGCCUGCUCCCCCCAAGGAGCUGAAGGCCGCGCCUCUUCCCAGCGUGAACAUCUGGCAGCAAAGGAGGGAGGCCCAGGAUGCCAAGGUGAAGAUGCCCGUUACAAAAGCUGCCUCUGCAAAGGCAGAGGAGACUCAACAGGAGUCCUCCAAGUCUAGCUCGAAGAAGAAGGGCACCGAUGGCACAACGGAAGGUUCCAAGGGCGGCAAGAAGUCCGAUGGUAGCAAGGGCCGCGACGAUCUCCCCGCUGUCGCUGACGCCUCAUCAUGGCCUACUCCCGAGGUUGCUCUCGAUGAGGAGAAGAAGAAAGCCCAGGAGAAGACCGACAAGACCGAGAAGUCUGAGAAGAGUCCCGUCAUGCGCACCCACGGCAAGGAGAAGUGGAUGCCCGUGGACUAUGUCCCUACUGCCGUGUUCAACACCCCCCCUCCCCCCAUCUGGUCGUGGAGCUCUGGACAGCCUGCCCAAGGAUCUACUGGCAAGCAAGCCGCUGGAGAGCGUGGCCAACAUGAGGCUGGCCCCAACCGCGCAGCCUCGCUUCCCGCUCAGGCGCGUCGCUCGACCAGCGCUGAUGUCAACGCCCCCGAGGGUCGUAAGGCCCAGCCCGCUGAGCGUGGCCGUGGAGGCCGUGCUGCCGAGGACACCAAUGCCAAUGGAAAGCACACCAACGGUGAGAACGUCGCUCGCCCCCAGAAGCAGUUCGGCAAGAACGGUCAGGCCAACUCAAAGAACCCCAACCUCGCCGUUGAUGCUCAAGCCGCUGCUCGUACCAACGACCGCCGGGCCGAGUCCGGCUCCAAGUCGGCCGACCCCGCUAGCUUCGAGUUCAACCGCGGCGGCCGUGCCAACCGUGGUGGCCGCGGCCCUUUCAACUCUUUCAAUGGUCAGAACUCUCAGUUUGGCAAUGUUGCCAACAACGGUUUUGUUCCCAAGUUUAACGGCGGCUUCAAUGACCGCCAGCGAUCGCACAAUGGUCUCGCCAACGGAUCCCAGCAGGGCAACCGCAUGCCCAUGCGCUCUCCCUCCCUCCCUGCGUCUGGAAACAUGUACAAUGUCUACCCCUUCCCCGCCGAAAUCAACACCAUGUACGGUUACCAGGCUGUUAACCCCGCACCGAUGAGCGCUAUGCCUUACCAGGGAUACAUGGAGCCCUUCACCCUUAUGAACAUGCUCUCCAUGCAGCUCGAAUACUAUUUCUCUGUGGACAACAUGUGCAAGGACAUGUUCUUGCGUCGCCAGAUGGACUCUCAAGGCUUCGUUCCUCUGGGUGUCAUUGCCAGCUUCAAGCGCGUCAAGUCUCUCACUGAAGACUUUGAGCUUAUCCGUCACAUCUCUCGCCAACUCCGAACCGUCGAAUACCAAACCGGCGAGGAUGGUGUGGACCGCCUGCGCCCGAGAGAGAGAUGGGCUCAGUGGAUCUUGCCCUACGACCAGCGCGAGCCCUCUGCCCAGCACGAAGGUGCUGCCCCGGCAGCCCACUCUAGCAAGACUGACGAGAACGUCCCUUUCAACGCCCACGGUCCCAACGGCUCAGUCCCCAACGGAACCCAGCACUUCGUCUCUAACGGCACUAGCCCCCGUGGCUCCCAAUCGCUGUCCUCCACAGCCCCCGAGUUUCAGCCGUCAAUGCCUCAAAAUGAGAUUGCCAAUGUAGGAUACCCCAUGGAUACUCAUCGCUACCCCGCCGAGACGUGCGGACUAGAUCCAAACCCGACGAGCCCACCCUCCAUUUGCUCCGGUCGUGCGGUGUUAGCUAACAGCUUUGAAAGUGUUGAUGACGAUGAUGAAACCAUCCGUCCACCUUCCGUUGUCCGCCAACACCGCAACUCGGCGUGGAAAGGUAAAGCAAAUAAAUCCUACCAAAAGUCCCUUAAUGUCAACAAUUCUUCCGAGCAUUCCUCAUCAAAUCAUGCAUCUGGGGGUCGAACCAACAAGAGACCCCCAAAAUCUGGCCUUCUCACUGGCCCUCCCUAUCACUCAUGGUCAGAUUAUCUGACCCGCACUUUCGACUUGUCAUUGUACAAUGAAUUUCGGCGUACAGCCCUUGAUGAUUUUUUCACACGACACGUCGACUAUGGAUUCAAUGCUCUUAUGUGGUUUUACAAAAGAUAUCUUUACGGUCGCUCUCCUAUUCCUGAGCCGGUUAUCUCAGAUAUUAUUGGCCUGUCUCGGAGUUCACAUUUCAUGCACCAUUCAGCUGUCUAUGAUAUCCUUCGUGCAGCCAUGAGCAGCGGGAAAAUGGAGCAGUCUAACCUGAACAGGACUGGCAUGUUCCUCAACCGUGACCGUCAGUCAAAGCCGGCCUGGCGAGAUCGCGCGCGUUGA